Emys orbicularis (European pond turtle) is the source of this 1089-nucleotide messenger RNA. RefSeq names its product solute carrier family 25 member 40 (gene SLC25A40). The record is from RefSeq and is a predicted model, not a curated record. The transcript has 11 exons. Gene Ontology annotation, biological process: mitochondrial transmembrane transport. Lineage: Eukaryota; Metazoa; Chordata; Testudines; Emydidae. Bases 1 to 1089 code for a protein of 362 amino acids. Gene Ontology annotation, cellular component: mitochondrion.
AUGGCCUCGGGGGACGAGCUCUCCGGGUUGCUUUUCUGUGAGAGGAAAAUUAUGGGUUCUGAAGAGAAUAACAACGAAUUGUAUAAAAUAACCACUACUCAGCAAGCAAUUGCCUCUUGUUGUGGAGCUAUUGUUACAUCACUCUUGGUGACACCUCUUGAUGUUGUCAAAAUUCGACUGCAAGCCCAAAGCAAUUCAUUCACUAAUGGAAAAUGUUUUGUAUACUCCAAUGGCCUUAUGGAUCAUGUAUAUGUCUGUGAGGAUGGGAACAGCAAAGCCUGGUAUAAGAAACCUGGCCAUUUCAGAGGGAUGUUGGAUGCGUUUGUGAACAUUAUUAAAAUAGAGGGUAUUAAAUCACUGUGGAGUGGACUUCCUCCAACGUUAAUAAUGGCAGUUCCAAGUACAGUAAUUUAUUUUACCAGCUACGAUCAACUGAGUGAAGUUUUGAUAUCUAAACUAGGAAAAAAUAGUGACUACAUUCCAGUUCUUGCAGGCUCCAUAAGCAGAUUGGGUUCAUUAACUGUAGUAAGUCCACUGGAGUUGAUCAGAACUAAAAUGCAGUCUCGCCAAUUAUCUUACAAGCAACUGCGUAUAUACAUCAAUAAUACACUGGCCAAAGAUGGUUGGCUUUCACUCUGGAGGGGCUGGAGUCCCACUGCUCUGAGAGAUGUACCUUUCUCAGCAAUAUACUGGUAUCACUAUGAACGCAUCAAGAAGCGGUUGUGCAAGACAUUUGAUGCACAUGAACCAACAUUUAUGAUCAGCUUUACUUCAGGGGCAACAGCUGGCUCUAUUGCAGCUACAGUAACUUUACCAUUUGAUGUGGUGAAAACACACAAACAAACUGAAAUUUGGGAAUAUGAGACGUUAAACUUAUCACAGAAGAGGUCCACAUCAACAUGGACAGUAAUGAAGAGAAUUGUUGCUGAGCAUGGGUUUACUGGAUUAUUUGCUGGUAUUGUUCCACGGUUGAUUAAAGUUGCUCCUGCUUGUGCCAUAAUGAUCAGCACCUAUGAAUAUGGGAAGUCCUUCUUUCGUAAAUUAAACAAACAAAAAAUAUACAAAGCUAUUAAUUCUCACUCAAGCUGA